GAAGAACAGUGAUAGACCAACAAGCCUGCUGAACCGAGCAGUCUCAUCUUGAUAUCGGUCCAUAAACCCUACAGGAUCACGCGCGAACACUCAGGCAACUUCAGAAGCUGGUUUUCAGAACCCUCAGUCUUCCUGGCGUAUCUGUGCCGAAUGCCCGCUUAAUUGACCACACCACAACGUGAGCAGUUCUCCGCUGCCACCCCUCGCAGCUAUGGACUACUCUGCUGCUGCUAGCGAGGCAGAUGCUCUUCACGGUGCCUCUCCUUGGGGUUCCUCUUCUCCACGUGCCUCCAGAGGCUUUGCCCAAGCCACGCCAGGAUCUCCAGAGUCGCCGCAGCCAAUUCGAGGGCAUUCCUACAAUCAAUCCCAAGACAGCAUUCCUGAUAGCCCGUACCUACCUCCACCUAAUCAAUCCAAUGUGGCCGCUUCUAGAGAGGCUGGGAUCUCGGGAGAUCCAGUCGCUGCCGCACAGAAUCAACACCCAGAAGAGGCUUCGGCGCAACCACAGGCUGCAGCAGCACAUUCUCAGGAUGUCCAAGCCUCGUCAGCUGCGCAACAAUAUGCUGGGCAGCCGCAACAACGACCAGGUGCUGCGAGAUACCAUAAUGCAAGGCAGAACAGGCCGGUGCCACAAUAUAAGCUGCAAGCCAAGGUAACUGCGCUGGAGCGGACGGGACGCAAAGAUCCCGUUAUCAGGUUUGAUGUUUAUACUAAUCUCCCCAAAUUCCGGACUACCCAAUUCCGAGAUGUCCGUCGAACGCAUUCUGAAUUCGUCAAACUUGCCGACCAUCUCAUAUCUUCGAACCCAGAGGCACUUGUCCCUGCUGUGCCUCCAGCUCAAACUUCUGCCGGGGUAGGCACAGACGAGGACGAAGCCCGGGUCAAGGCGGCAAUACAAAGAUGGUUGAAUUCUGUAUGUGGCAACGAUGUGCUCAUGCGUGAUGAGGAGAUGGUAUUUUUUGUGGAGAGUGAUUUCGGGUAUUCUCCCGUGGUGAGAAUGAAGCAGCCAGCGACUGGUGUAAGGCGGAAAGUCUUGAAACAGUUUGCGCCACCGCCUGAUGAUACGCCUGAGCUGCACGAGGCACGGCCUAUUGUCAAGGCCUUCUAUCUGAGCUCCCUGGACACGAGCCAACGACUCGAAAAGGUUGUUAAGGCCAGACGAGCACUUGGCCUUGCAGAAUCCUCCCUUGGAGAAAAGCUGGGUCAAAUGAGUGUCCAGGAAACCCACCCUGGUCUAGCAACCGCAUACCGCAAACUCGGGCGUAUAAUCCAAACGUGUGGUGAUUACCACGCCGCGCAAGGAACCGCUGAAGCUACGACACUAGGUGAUGCGCUCACGUAUCACUCCUCCGAUGCUUUCAUCGUCAAAGAAACUUUGACAAAUCGACACAUCCUGCUCCGUGAGCUGCUCCAGACAGAGGCAUCCCGUCGGAGCAAGGAAAACGCGGUUCAACGCCUUAAGAGCUCGUCCAGCGUGCGCAGAGAUAAAGUCGAUGAAGCUAUCUCUGCACUUGACGAGGCAAUCUCCCAAGAAAACUACCUCCGCUCAAAAACCCAACGCGUGACAGCAAACUUACUCCUCGAGAAAAGACGAUGGUUCAAUCGAACGUCCAGUGAGUUCAUGCUCUCUCUUCGUGAGUAUGUCUUGCGUCAAAUUGAAGCAGAGCGCCGCACGCUCGCAACCCUCGAAAGUGUGAGACCAGAUAUCCGGGCAAUUGAUGCCUCUGGCGGUCUGAGCAGAUUGGGGCGGGAGAAUCAUCCCACCGUAAGGCGGAUUAGCAUGGCCAGCAGCCAGGGCGCCAAGGGUGACGCUUGGUCCGGUGUCCCGCGGAGCAGGGAUGCUCUUUCUAGAAGCAUGUCUGGAAGCUUUGGACCGGGUGCACUGGGUGUUCCCCUCCCAGAAGAGAGUGAGAACGGGACGAAUGGCGCAGGGUUGGCGCAAGGAGGCCGACCAAGAAGCGCGACCGGUGCCAGUCUGGACAGGGUCAAGGAAGACGAAGAUGAGGAUCGCGUUGAUGCUAGAAACGCAGCCAGUCGGUUGGCACAGAGCACGUUCUGAUCCAACAAUCGCUUAGAAAGGGAUCUACGCGCCGUUCACGGCGAAUGAACAUCGCCCAAAUCGUCGUCUCCGGCGAUGCAGCUCAAAUCAAGACCAUGAGGUGCAGCACGGACGGGAGUGGGCGGCAAAGGAGAAUUUUUCGAAACGAAUUCAGAAAUCGGGAAAAUGAGAGAGGUGGCACAACAAGAACAGGCGGGAGAGCGAGAAGAGGCUUAUCUAUCUAUCCAAGCUCAUUGCUACUGUAUAGGACCCCCUAUUCAGCAGUGUGCAGCAUGUGAAUAUCGUCCCAUUCGGCAUAGGACUGGACCUUUAGCGAGUAUUUGGACUCCGAGCGAAGAAACGCUCACGUCCAGCUCAUUUUGAAGCCCAAUUCAUCAAGCCAUUUCAAUUGUGUUGCCC
This is a messenger RNA of Cladophialophora immunda, 2458 nucleotides long. RefSeq lists its product as uncharacterized. Bases 212 to 2059 code for a protein of 615 amino acids. Gene Ontology annotation, molecular function: phosphatidylinositol-3-phosphate binding. The record is from RefSeq and is a predicted model, not a curated record. Gene Ontology annotation, cellular component: retromer, tubulation complex; endosome; retromer complex. NCBI's taxonomy places the organism in Eukaryota, Fungi, Ascomycota, Eurotiomycetes, Chaetothyriales, Herpotrichiellaceae. Gene Ontology annotation, biological process: retrograde transport, endosome to Golgi; intracellular protein transport. The transcript is spliced from 3 exons.